Molecule: messenger RNA, 549 nt
Organism: Haemonchus placei
Lineage: Eukaryota; Metazoa; Nematoda; Chromadorea; Rhabditida; Trichostrongylidae
Source: the annotation of a GenBank genome assembly
UUGUGUAAUCGCAAUGCUUUCAGUAUUUUUGAUGGUCGGAACCCGCUAUCCCAUGUCAAACUGCAUUUUAUUUUGCACUACUUUGCUAUGGUGCUUAAGAAGAUGCCAAAUGGAUGUGUUUCUUUUCGACGUGAAUCUCUUAACAGCGAAGCGCUCCCUGACUGGGAGAAUGAAGAUACCUUGGUUUUGGCGGUGGCUUGUGAUGGAUCUAUAGAGGAUUCUCCUGGAUGUUUGCAAGUGGAUUUCGCCAACGAGUACAUAGGUGGUGGGGUGCUCAAUUCAGGAGCAGUACAGGAAGAAAUUCGUUUUCUUAUUUGUCCAGAGAUGAUGGUUUCCUGUCUAUUGUGUGAGAAAAUGGGUCCCCAUGAAGUGAUCCACAUUGUUGGUGCCCAACGUUACAGCAGUUACUUUGGUUAUGGUUGGUGGAUUUCGGACCCUUGCCCUGUCGCUACAGGGAACUGGGGUUGUGGUGUUUUCGGAGGCGACAAGGAAUUGAAAAGUUUGUGUUCAAUUUUCUUAUGCCCCAUUCUAUCGAUCACACAUGAGUGA